UACGCACAUCGGCGGGAAUGUACAACAAAACAUUGCCAAAUUUUAAGAUCUGUCCCGGGUGAAAAUGGAACGAAACGACGAUGGGACGGCUUCGAUCGAUUGCAAGAUGGAGGAGGCGAAUAAUUUAGAGAGUGCAAACGUGGAGGAGGAUUGUUUGGAGGAGAAGAAAGAGAUCUUCGUGAACGAGAGUCGCCUGCUGCCGCCCUCAUCGUCCUCCUCCUCGUCGUCCUCGGCCAACACCACCGAUUGCAAAACUACGUCGAAUCGUAUCGUUGUCUCCAACGCGCAGAUUUCGAACAACAGCGUUACCGUGUCCGUAAUAUAUCCUGAAAACAAUAACGCCUACCUUCCCACGAGCACGGUGGAGGGAACGCUCGAAGUGCAUUCGAAGUGCGGUGGAACAAUGUCCGCGAGAAGGACAGACAGCGAGGAAUGCGAUUCGUUCGAGUGUAACGCGAACGAUGAGAAACAGAUCGGGGAAUUCCCGAAGGAGGAUUUCGUUGCGACAGAGAGCGACGAGAACGAGGGGGGCGCGGUUAAAGCAAGAAACUCUGGACCUAGGAACGAUCGUUUUGAAUCCAGGGGCUACGUCUUUCUAACGGAUUAUCGUAAUCGGCUGAAGCAUAGGUUGCUAUUGCAGCAGCUGGAAACAGAGGAGAAACGGUUGAAAAUAAAGAUUGCCGAGAUGGCGAUCCAAGAGGUGCAGCUGAGGAUAAAAGCGUUGAGCGAGGACAUGCGACGGACCGAGGAAUUGCACCGAUUGCACUUGGUGCGCGCAGCGGCCGGGGAUGCAAGCGUACGGGUAGGAGAGUUUCCGAACAAUUCCUGAAAAAAAGGAAAAAAGAG
This is a messenger RNA of Apis dorsata (giant honeybee), 846 nucleotides long. RefSeq lists its product as uncharacterized. The transcript is spliced from 3 exons. The coding region runs from base 65 to 829 and encodes 254 amino acids. NCBI's taxonomy places the organism in Eukaryota, Metazoa, Arthropoda, Insecta, Hymenoptera, Apidae. The record is from RefSeq and is a predicted model, not a curated record.